UGCAUCGACCACUCUAGCGAUCAGAUUAACACAGCAUUAGGAUCAGGUGGUAGUUUCUCGUCCCAGGCAAAUGCGUAUAUUAUACCAUGCAACGCAAAGCUACCGGAUAUGACGUUUACUUUCGGAACCGCAUCUUUCACCAUCCCAGGCUCCGAUUUGGUUGUUCGAAAAGGAAAAGAAGUAUGUGAGAGCGCUAUUACCCCAAGUGACCUUGACGGAGAUGUGUCAUUUCUCCUGGACGAUACUUUCUUAAAGAACUAUUAUGCCUACUUCGACAUGAAUGGGUCAACUAUCGGCCUUGCCAAGGCUAAACGAUAA
This is a messenger RNA of Paraglomus occultum, 318 nucleotides long. The record is from the annotation of a GenBank genome assembly. Lineage: Eukaryota; Fungi; Glomeromycota; Glomeromycetes; Paraglomerales; Paraglomeraceae.